AUGAGUGACACCACCAGACAUGCCCCUCCACCACCACCACCAGAACAGUCAACAGAGCCACCGGGAGCAACAGUUGAACAGCCAGAGGCACCAGACCCAGACGCUGAGAUCCAGCCAGACUCAAAUGAACCGAGCGAUGUAGACUCGACGUUGGGCGACGACCUCUCCGUCACCAGCACAUCUCUGGCCUCCUCAAUAUACAACUACCCGUACGAACACGGCAGACGGUACCACGCCUACCGGCAAGGCGCGUACAGUCUGCCCAACGAUGAGGCAGAGCAAGCCCGGCUUGAUCUCCUGCACCACGUCUUCCGACUGACCUUGGAUGGACGACUCUUUCGUGCACCGAUCUUGGCGAGCCCGCAGCGGGUGCUCGACUUCGGCACCGGCACGGGGAUCUGGGCCGUUGAUUUUGCGGACAAUUUCCCCAUGGCCAUGGUCAUCGGCACUGACCUCAGCCCGAUCCAGCCGGACGUGGUGCCUCCGAACGUCAAGUUCUACGUCGACGACGUCGAGAGCGACUGGGUCGAGGCGGGCUCCGAGGACGAGCGGUACGACUUCAUCCACGGCCGCACCAUGGUCGGCAGCAUCAAGGACUGGGACCGGCUGUACCAGCAGGCGUUGCGGUCCUUGAAUCCGGGCGGGUGGCUGGAGAUGCAGGAGUACGAGACAUGGCUCAAGUCGGACGACGACCCAGACCUCGUCCGGGCGCCGUAUCUGAAACGGUGGCAGGACGAGGUGAACGAGGCCAGCAGGGUGUUCGGCAAGGACCUCGACGUGGCCAAGGAGCAGAAACAACGGCUGAUCGAUGCGGGAUUUACCGAUGUCCGAGACGAUGUCUACAAAGUCCCCGUCGGCUCGUGGCCGCGCGACCCCAAGCUCAAGGCCCUGGGAAAGUUCCAGCUGGUCCAGGUCUGUUCGGCCAUCGAGCCCUUCGCCCUGGGCUUCCUCACGCGGUACCGGGACUGGACCGAAGACGAAUGCCGCGUGCUCGUGGCGCACGUCGUGCGAGAGUUGCAGAACUCCCAGAACCACCUCUACGUCAACUUCCAUUUCGUCUACGGGCGGAAACCAGGAGCAUGUUAA
Fonsecaea erecta is the source of this 1086-nucleotide messenger RNA. RefSeq lists its product as hypothetical. The record is from RefSeq and is a predicted model, not a curated record. NCBI's taxonomy places the organism in Eukaryota, Fungi, Ascomycota, Eurotiomycetes, Chaetothyriales, Herpotrichiellaceae. The coding region runs from base 1 to 1086 and encodes 361 amino acids. The transcript has 3 exons. Gene Ontology annotation, molecular function: methyltransferase activity.